Messenger RNA from Python bivittatus (Burmese python), 5875 nucleotides. The record is from RefSeq and is a predicted model, not a curated record. NCBI's taxonomy places the organism in Eukaryota, Metazoa, Chordata, Lepidosauria, Squamata, Pythonidae.
AGCCUGGCUCUCAGAAUUCCAAUGCUGCAGCCACGUUUACCGUACCUUCCCUGGUCAAUCAGUGGACCCGCUUUGCCAUCAGCGUGCGGGAUUACAGUGUGGUUCUUUAUAUGGACUGUGAAGAAUUUAAGACGGUUCAUCUUGAGAGGUCACCUGAUGAGAUGGAGCUGGAAGAGGGAUCAGGACUUUUUGUGGCACAAGCUGGAGGGGCAGAUCCUGAUAAAUACCAGGGCGUAAUUGCAGAAUUAAAAAUAAAAGGUAAUCCUUGGGCUGCUGGUGUCCAGUGUGUCGAAGAAGAGGAUGACUGUGAUACGAUGUGUGGUGAUAGUGGAAGUGGAAUAGACAUAAAGCAAUCAUCUUCCGAAAAGGAAAGCGUGAUUCCUGUGUUAUCAAGUCUGCCAGUGCCCCCGCCUGUUACUUCCCCUCCUACUGCCAAAAAGCCUGUGCAGCCAGAGGACAGUCUCAGUUUGCAGACUGAACACACUGAAUCAAAAGAGAGGCCGCCAUUUGUUUCUACAGCUGGAACCAAAGGUGAAAAGGGAGACCCUGGAGAAAAAGGGCAACGUGGCCCCAAAGGAGACCCUGGGCCUGGGAUUUUGUCAACAAAUGGUGACAAAGGAGAAAAGGGAAGUGCCGGCUUUGGAUAUCCAGGCUCUAAAGGACAGAAAGGUGAGCCUGGUAUUCCAGGGCUUCCUGGUCCAGUUGGGCCCCCAGGACCUUCUGGAACUGUCAUUCAGCACCCUGAUGGCUCUACUGUUGAGCAGGUUCCUGGGCAACCAGGAGCCAUGGGCCCACCAGGAUCUCCUGGAAAAGAUGGUCAACCUGGAAAGGAUGGAGAGCCUGGGGAUCCUGGUGAAGAUGGUAAACCAGGUGAUGUUGGCCCCCAAGGAUUCCCUGGGACUCCGGGUGAGCCUGGCCCAAAAGGUGAAAAGGGAGAACCAGGUGUUGGUGCAAGAGGUCCUCCUGGACCUCCAGGACCGCCUGGGCAACCUGCACUGAAUUCCAAACUGGAUAAGUUGACAUUUCUUGAUAUGGAGGGCUCUGGUUUUGGAAGUGAGUUGGAGACUUUGCGAGGUCCCAGAGGACCACCUGGGCCUCCAGGCCCUCCUGGUGUACCUGGUUUGCCAGGACAACCUGGAAGAUUUGGGACAAAUGGCACUGACUUUCCAGGCCUCCCAGGCCUCCCUGGGGUUCCAGGGAGAGAUGGCAGCUCAGGAAUUCCAGGACCUCCGGGCCCCCCUGGUCUUCCAGGAAGAGAUGGCAUCCCUGGUCAACCUGGAGAAACAGGAGCACGGGGAGAAUCAGGUGAAGUGGGUUUCCCAGGAGCACCUGGACCAAAGGGCAGCAAAGGAGAGCCAGGACCACCAGGAGCACCAGGUGAAACUGGCCUGGCAGGCCUUCCUGGGCCCAUGGGUCCCCGAGGAUUGCCUGGGCCUCCUGGGCCGGGCAUUGCGGCAGAAUUUAUCGACAUGGAGGGCUCAGGAGUCCCAUUUGUUUCUGGUGGCCCUGGAAUUCGUGGGCCAGAAGGUCCUCCGGGGCUUCCAGGACUUCCGGGACUUCCAGGACCUCCAGGACCCAAGGGAUAUGAGGGCAUCAUUGGUCUCCCAGGUUUGCCAGGUGAGAAGGGAAAUCCUGGUUUGCCAGGAUUAGAUGGUCGCCCUGGAUUAGAGGGUUUCCCAGGACCACAGGGACCAAAGGGUGACCAAGGUGACCCAGGGCCUCAAGGUGAAAAGGGUCAAGAUGGAAUAGGACUUCCUGGUUCUCCUGGGCUCCCUGGCCCUCCAGGACAAGUUGUGUACCUGUCUAAUGAAGAUAAAACUCUGCCUGUUUUGCCAGGCCCAGAGGGCCCAGUGGGACCAAAAGGGGAUCCAGGAAGCCCAGGUUUACAAGGCUAUCCAGGACUGAAGGGUGAAAAGGGAGAUCCAGGAGUAACUGGGCCUGAUGGAACAAUCUUAGCAGCUGAAGCAAAAGGAGAAAAGGGUGAGCCAGGCCCAAGGGGACCUGUGGGACCAGCAGGGCCACCUGGGCGAUCUGGACAGAAUGGAGAAAUUGGCUUUCCUGGAAGACCUGGUCGGCCUGGUAUGAAUGGACUGAAGGGAGAAAAAGGCGAUCCAGCAGACUUAAGCGGAGGUCUGGGCUUAAGGGGUCUUCCUGGCCCCCCAGGUCCUCCAGGGCCCCCAGGACUUCCAGGUUCUCCAGGCAGCGCAGUACCUGUUUAUGAGAAUAAUGCAUUUGGUGAUUUGGGCCCUCCUGGACCUCCAGGACUGCCUGGCUACCAUGGUACUCCUGGUCAGAAGGGAGAAAAAGGUGAAGAAGGACCUCCAGGGCCACCCGGCCAGUUCCCUUAUGACCUUAGCAGACUCAGCUCCACCUUCAGGGGAGAAAGAGGGGACAAAGGUGAUCCUGGGUUGAAAGGUGAAAAGGGUGAACCAGGUGGUGGAGAAUUGCUUGGAUCAAGUGUUGCUGGACUUCCUGGUCCCCCAGGGUAUCCUGGCCUUCCGGGCCCCAAAGGUGAGAGCAUCAGGGGCCCACCUGGCCCUCCAGGCCCCCAAGGACCUCCAGGUGCAGGUUUUGAAGGACGUCCAGGGCUGCAAGGCCCUCCUGGCCCUCCUGGCCCUCCAGGACCCCCUUCUUUUCCAGGUCCCCACAGACAACAUAUCAGCAUUCCAGGACCACCAGGGCCUCCAGGACCUCCAGGACCUCCAGGUGUUAGUGACCCAUCUUCUUUGGGGGUACGGAUCUUAGCAACCUACCAGAGCAUGAUGAGCAGAGCUCAUGAGGUGCCCGAAGGGCAGCUGCUUUUCAUCCGAGAGAGAGAAGAGCUCUACAUCCGUGUCCACAAUGGCUUCAGAAAAAUCCUUCUUGAGGAAAGAAUAUCCAUUCCUGGCUCUGGACUGGACAAUGAAGUCUAUGACAGGUCUUCCAGCAUCCAUUACUCUCACGGAGAUACAGCCUCCUCUGGAUCCCAGCGUCCAUUUCAGCCACACUCACCAGUGCAUGCACAUCGGGAACAUAGUACUUAUUCUACUGCCAAGCCUUGGAGAGGGGAUGAGAGUAUUGUCAACUCACACCACCUUCCUGAGCAACCUGCCAUCCACCAACCUCAUCAGGGAGCACAGUCCCAGCAAGGAUCCUUGGACCAUUUCUUUCCCAACCACCGCCAGACUGAGACUGCUCCUUUGGCAGUCCACACGCAUCAUGCCUUCCAGCCUGCUCUGCAUCUUAUAGCCCUGAACGCUCCCCAGAGCGGCAGCAUGCGGGGCAUCCGAGGAGCGGAUUUCCAGUGCUUCCAGCAAGCCCGGCAGGUUGGACUAUCUGGUACUUUCCGAGCGUUCCUCUCCUCCCGGCUGCAAGACCUCUACAGCAUAGUGCGCAGGGCAGACAGGAGCACGGUGCCCAUUGUCAAUCUCAGGGAUGAAGUGUUGUUUAAUAACUGGGAGAACCUCUUCUCAGGCUCUGAAGCUCCAUUCAGAACUGGGGUUCGUAUCCUCUCCUUUGAUGGGAGGGACGUCCUAAGAGACUCUGCAUGGCCUCAGAAGUACGUAUGGCAUGGCUCUGAUACCAAGGGACGGCGACUAACAGAGAGCUACUGCGAGACGUGGCGGACAGAUGACACAGUGGUGACUGGCCAGGCCUCCUCGCUAGCAUCAGGCAAGCUGCUUGAACAGAAGAGCAACAGCUGCAGAAACGCCUUUGUCGUCCUUUGCAUCGAAAACAGCUUCAUGACAUCUUCCAAGAAAUAGAACCCCGGAAUGGGCUGAUUGCAAGUGGAGGCUGAGAGUCCCAAGGUGCUCCUUCUGCAGUGGGGAGCAGGCAAGAGAUUCCUCCACCUCCACCGUCAAUCAGGAUAACAUGUCCAGCCAGUUUCAUAAUAUAGCAACCAAGCAGAUAAAUGAACAAAAAAGCCAAAGAGCAUUUUCCUAUGAUUUACGGCACAGAUCUGAUGCUGUUUUUUGUUUUUGUUUCCUCUGAGCACAGCUGCUGGAGGGGCUCAGGCAGAACAGGAUUAUAUGCAAGGCAGGCUCCGGGCAAGCGCAGCCCCUGAAAUGGUGUUCUCUCUCUGUCUCCUCCUGCUCAUAUGUAGUCCGAUGGCUUUUUUUCUUGUUAUCUUAAAGCUUCCCUGAUCACCUCCCUUUCCCUCUUACCUUUCCGAACAGUCCAUAGGUUCCUUUAAAUAAGAAAGCCAAGGCCAAAUGGGAUGUCAGAAGAUCUAUUUAUUUUUAUUGACUUAGUACAAGAUGGCUUCCCCAAACAGGGAAGUGCUAUCUUUGGAAGCCCUUAUUGUGAGCAUGUCCUCGGCGUUUUAAAUCCCAGUCACUAGGCACACAUGGUACCAUCUGCUCUUCUAUUAGGGGCAUGGAGCUAAAGGAAACGUAUUUGAUCUUGCUGAAACGUUCAUCACCAAAAUCAUCUUAUAGGCCCCGGGCAGGCUUUUCGGCAUGUGCCCUGCACAGCAUCAAAAACUUCCUAUUUCAAACAACUUGCCAUUGCCAUUCUGCUGGCCUUGCCAGCUGGCUCAACUGCUUUUGCUUUUUUUAUUUCAGACACAGAAGGAAGUAAUACUGCUCCCUUCAAAGGCUAGUUACAAUUCCUGCUGCAGAGUUUGCAACAUCCUCUGCAGAAACAGGGCCAGAAGAGAGAGAUGAAUAACACUAGCAAUCAUUCAGCACCAUUCUUCCCAUGUCCCUUAAUUGCCCAUUUCUUGUUCUUAAAAGUGACAGAAGUGUUACAAUCGCCUUAAAGGUGAUUUAGGUGUGGAAUUUUCCUUAGGGGUCUGGAGGGAAGCACAAAUGGAGCACAGUUACCACAAAAAGAAUCUCUAUUUUUUCUUUUAUUGAGGAUUCGUUGUUGUUUAAAAGAUUUUUCUUCUCUGCUUUGCAGGGAAGUUGCCAUUCUUUACCUCACCCAGGCAUUUGCCACAGAAACUGGGUUACAGCAAAACCUGGGGAUCCCUAGAGCUCCCAUUAGUUAUCAAAGCCCUGCCAGUCCUCUCCCCUUGACCUGCUGAUAGCAGCCACUGCUUGGAGAGAGAGCCUGUUCCAUGCACACCAUCCCAGCCAGGUUCCAACCUCAGUUACCAGGGAGUGCAUAAUGUAAACGGUCCCUGGCUUUAGAAAGCAGCGGCCAGGUAACAGUAGACAAGAAAACCAAAUGCACCCACAAGGAGCUACCUUCAACACAUCAGGUCAAGUUCACUCAAAACCUGGCAAACCCCUGUGCCAAUGAACAUCAGGUUAAGUGCUGUUAGCCACUUCUUUCAAACCAAAGUUAAAAGAAACCCACCCAUCCAAUCAAUAAUUGUGUCUUCCCCUGUUCCUGAUUAUGGGUAGGAACCACGCCUAUGCAUUCCAAAGCAUUAAAGCACAAGGAUAUUUUAAGGUGUGGAGACCACUGGAGUAGACGGGGGUUGUGUCUGCUUUGCUCCCCUAUAAAAGCACAGCUUGGAGUCCUGACCCUGGAGCCUUUUUAAAAGCCAUCAUAAGAGCGAGUCAUAGCAAAGCAACUUGGGGCCUUUCCUCUGUGGGUAGGCUUAACUGCUAUGGAGUGUCUGAUCUACAUCACCUGUCUUGCAUCUUGGUGCCCAGAACCUCGGCCAGGCUGAUGCUUGCUCCAUACCCAUUCAUUUGAGUUGGUUUUUAAAAACCAAGGUGCUAAAUUCCUACUUAGCUUUGUUUUUACCGUCCUAAGAAAAUGUUGCUACCGCGGUGGGGAAAAUUUGUGCAAGUCAUACAGUCAGUUUUCUUACUGUCUACUGUAUUUUGUGAAAAUUUAAUGCAGUUUUAAAAGCCUGUGGAUCUCUAUAUCUUCGUCAGUUGCGUGUUGUGUAUUAUAAACUGUUUUCUAAAGGCACUGAAUAAAGGAAAGUAUCCUCCUC